Molecule: messenger RNA, 1310 nt
Organism: Meloidogyne enterolobii
Lineage: Eukaryota; Metazoa; Nematoda; Chromadorea; Rhabditida; Meloidogynidae
Source: the annotation of a GenBank genome assembly
AUGUCAACAAAAAAUAAUAUUAAAGUAGUAAAUAAAAAUAUCUCUGCAGAACGUUUAGGCUUACUUAGAGAAGAAUGUCAAAGAUUGGGGAGAAUGUUGGAAGAACAAAUUCAACAACACUAUUAUAGAUGUGGAAUAAACAUUAAUUUCCAUCAACAACAAAAUAACUUAACAAAUAGAAAAGCUUUAGCAACAAUUUUGAAAAUCAGCAAACCUCCUCAACUUCCAGAAAAAUUAAAAGAAAAAUCCCCUUCUCCACUAAAAUAUUCCCCUCCUCCUAUUUAUCAAUUUAAAAGAAAAAAUAAUUUUUUAAAUCAAAGUCCUUCCCCCUCAAAAAUUUUUUAUAAUUUUAAUCAAUUUAUUUUUCCACCAAUACAAAGAUGGCAUCCAACAGUUUGGCCGACAAAAAAGAAAAUUUCUCCUAAAAAUAAAUUAAAAAAUAAUUUAAUAAAUGAAGGGAAAGACAUAUCUAAAACCCGUAUUGUUGAAUUUCCUGCUAAUGCUACAAUUCCCAAACCUUUUUGGUUCACUAAACGCCCUCCAAUCCCUUGUAUCUAUGCAGAACGUCACUUGCAUCAAAUGAUGGAAGAAAAGCGUCGGGAAGACCUCCAAUUCAAGUUGUAUCGUUUCCGAGCCCGUUCAGUUCCAUUGAGUACAUAUAGACAACCCAACUUUGAUUGGAAGUCAAAAAAUCAGAGGUUUAGAACGCGCUCACUUCCCUCAAGAAGUUUAACUCCUGCAGCCUAUUCCUCUUCUGAUUUUGCUUUGAAUGAGAGGAAAGCCAAUCUACAUACUCGAUCACCUCCCCUCUCAACUUAUUUAAGACCUUCAAGUUGUAGCCAAUCAAUGGAAGAAUUGAGAGCAUUGAAAGCACAAAGGAGGAGUGUUCAACUUUUAUCCAAAGCUCAUGGACCUAUUGGGGUUGAGGAACACUCUAUAAGAUGGAGAAUUCUUUACAAACUACGCCAUUCCCAGCAGUGUUUGGCUCCUUUCAGGCCUCUUUCUACCAGUUUUAGAGCUCAACCAAUGCCCGACUUUGUUAAAUUACAAGAAGAAUUUAGCAGAAAAUUGGCAGCAAAUAGAAGAUUUAGAGCUAGCACAGUGCCGAGACCCUUCCAUUUAAGCGAACGAAGAUAUAACGGAGAAAUACGAGGGCAUAGUUGUGAAAGUUGGACAAGAAAAGAUAGGGAAGAUAAAAGAAGAAAUAUGGAACCAGAAAAAAGACAAGAAAGGGGAAGAAAAGUGUGGAGGUGAUUGAUAAUAAACAAGAAAAUUAAAAAAAUAAAUGGUGAUAUGUAAAAAUCAUAGAU